CACAGUACUGCAAUGGUUUGUUGAGUCUAUAUUACAUCAGCAAUGUCUGAGAAUAUCUAUGAUGAUGUGAACAGCAUUGAGGAGUUAAAGUAUUCUGAGCAUGCAACUGUGAAUUUCUUUGCGAAUGAAGACGCUAUUAGAUAUUACAGUACCAACACUGAAAGGGAGAAUGACAAAACAAUGAGGAACCUACAAGUUCAACAAACAGUCACAGGAAUCAACUCUGCCUGGAAAAGGUGUUACACAGUGACUGCAGUGUGUGUGGUGCUGCUGUGUGUUCUCCUGCUGACUUCCAUCGCAGUGCUGUGGAUCAAAUUGAACAACCUGCAUACAGAAAACAACCAGCUACAGACCAGUUACAACAACCAGGCUAUAGAAAAAUACCAGUUACAGACCAGUUACAACAACCUGACAAUAGAGAGAUACCAGUUACAGAAACAAAAAGAUUCAUUUCAGAAUAAAUUGACCAGCAUGGGAUGGAUGUUAUUUCAGUCUAGCCUUUACUAUAUCUCAACUGAGCAGAAGAAUUGGACUGUGAGCAGACAGUACUGCAGAGUGAGAGGAGCAGACCUGGUGAUCAUAAACAGCAAAGAGGAACAGGCUUUUGUGGAAAUGUUGAGCAAGAGCAAGAAUUAUGGAAUUUACAUUGGUCUAACUGACAGUGAAAAUGAAGGCGUGUGGAAAUGGGUGGAUGGAACAUCAAUGACCACUGCGUACUGGUCAACUGCAAAUCGUUUUUCAGAUAUUUCUGACUGUGUUGUAAACAGGUAUAAUGGAAUGGAUGGAUGGUUUGAUCGACCAUGCACAGAAACUUACUACUGGAUAUGUGAAUAAAUUUUUCUCUAGUAACAUAAUACAAUUACACACUUACACAUGUAACAACUGUAACCAGACUAAUUGCAUUAAUGUUUGUUUUAUGAGUAAAAACUGUGUAUUAUCUCUUGAUAAAGAUUCCAGUUCAGAAUCACUGGCAUCCAGGGUAAAGAUGGAUAUAAAGGUUGCAGGAAAUGUACAGAGACACACACAAAGA
This is a messenger RNA of Hemibagrus wyckioides, 1030 nucleotides long. Its product is annotated as CD209 antigen-like protein C. The coding region runs from base 43 to 834 and encodes 263 amino acids. NCBI's taxonomy places the organism in Eukaryota, Metazoa, Chordata, Actinopteri, Siluriformes, Bagridae. The record is from RefSeq and is a predicted model, not a curated record. The transcript is spliced from 5 exons.